Molecule: messenger RNA, 357 nt
Organism: Aegilops tauschii subsp. strangulata
Lineage: Eukaryota; Viridiplantae; Streptophyta; Magnoliopsida; Poales; Poaceae
Source: RefSeq, a predicted model, not a curated record
AUGCCGCCGAGAUUCUCCAAGCUGGAGUUGGCGACCUACGACGGCACCGUCGACCCCCUGAACUUGCUCAACCAAUGCGACCAAUUUUUCAGGGGACAACACACGCCCGCGUCCGACCGCACCUGGACUGUCUCGUAUCAUCACCGAGGAGCCACGCAGACGUGGUACUACGCCAUCAAACAGGACGAGGGCGGCAUGCCACCAUGGGAGCGCUUCCGUGAUUUGUGCCUCUUGCGCUUCGGCACUGGCAUGCCACGCCCCGGCGUUUCGGCUCGUCAGCUGGCUGAGCUCUUCAUCGGCGGCCUACCGGACCACAUCCGCAUGGACGUGGAGAUGCGCGGGCCACAGGACCUCUAG